Molecule: messenger RNA, 8064 nt
Organism: Leishmania mexicana MHOM/GT/2001/U1103
Lineage: Eukaryota; Euglenozoa; Kinetoplastea; Trypanosomatida; Trypanosomatidae
Exons: 1
Coding region: 1-8064 (2687 amino acids)
Source: RefSeq, a predicted model, not a curated record
AUGAACUCCAUUUUUGUUCUGAUUCGACCGCAUGCGUGGUCGUCAGCCGUCGUCGAUCGCGUACGCACGUGCCUCGCGAACGUCGGUGCGUGCGUUGAUGCCGAAGACACGGUCUCCGCGAGCACAUUGCUGAGCACGUCAACUGUAGAAAGGCACUUUGGCAGCACCCACUAUUGGGCCGCAUCGGCGACGGACGCCGUUCUGCGCCACCCGCUUUCCGCCUCGGAGAAUGUCAACAGGGAAGAAGGGCAGCCAGCGUUUUGCGCGGCCGAAGAGGACCUCAAGUCUCUUUUCUACGCGUACUAUGGCGAGCUCUGGGACUCUGCCCUCGACGACGGGCGGCUGCGCACAGCGUUUGAUGUUAUGCGAGCAGACAACGUCUCCGCUGCGGAAUUGGCGUCGCGUUGCACAUCGGCUGGCGACGACGCCGUGCUUGCGCUGCCGCUGGGCUUGACCGUCACGAGGAUCCUCAGCUCUGACGAAAGAGAGGGCGAUGUGCCGCUGCACUAUGUCGUGAAUGGUGCCUACCCUGCGGUGCUCGAGGCGUUUCGGCGCCGAAGCAGCGGUGCUAGUGGCGCUGCCGCCCCUUGCUGGUGGUGCGUCGCCUCUUGGCCCUCGCAAGCCGCCCAAGAAGUGUCGCCGGAGGUGACGGAGCGAAUGAUUCGGCUGCCGCGUAUGCUGGCAGAGGCGACUUCUACGCCCUACAGUAUCGAUGUAUUCACGGGGGCACUGGAGGCGCUGGCGUGUCGCGUGUGCUGGAUGAAUGUGCCGCUUUACAACGACCCAUUUGCCCGGUCGCUGGUUCAGCACGGUCUACCGCUCUCCUGGGUGGCGGCGCUCCUGCGUGGCCCUACGCUGCACGAGCACGGCCACUUUACGGACGUGUUUGACAUGACGGACGGCAAAGACGAAGGUGAUGUUGCUGUCACCCUUGUGGCGCUGUAUGAUGCGCUGCGUUCUCCCGACGACGCAGCGGAGGACAGAAACGCGGUGGAUGAUGCCGCAGCUCUCUACGACUGGAAAAAUGGCCGCGUGGAUAUGACAGCAGCAUCAUCGGGGCCACUCGCCGAGGACUCGAUCCCUUCUCGCACCUAUGCAGUCGCUCUCGUCCACCCUCGCCUGUGGUCCCGCGAAGAGCUCGCCCAUCUCCUCGAAGCAAAACUGGAGCAACUCGAAGUGUGCGUCGAGGCAGUGCGUGAAGUCUCCGCAGAGGAGCUGGAGGCAAAACUGGAUCUCCAUCACGGAGAUGUUGCCCGCUACGCGCUGGACCAGGAGGCGCUCCGUCGAUUCGCGGUCGAUGAGAACAAGGCCGUCGCUGCCGAAGCGACAGCUUGCUUCGAGAAAAACUGUGGCGUGCCCUGGGAGGUCGCCAUGCAGGAGGGCCGCAUUUGGAGCACCUCUCUCGCCGAGGACCUGCUUGGUGCGGAACUGGCUGCCGCGAUACUGAAGCACUGUGCCAUGAAUACGCACACAACGCACCGGCUGUCUGCCACGCUGUCGAUUACGGAGCUCUCGCGACAGGAGCUCAUGACGCAGCUGAAUCCAGCGUGUCCGGUGGACGCUGUCUCGUCAGCGAGCGACUCCGUCAACUUGCAAGGCAAACGGAAAGAGGUGGCAACGCCAAACCGGCCCUACAGUCUCACUUCAGAGUCAUACUUUGUCGUCAACGCCGUGUACGCUGUGUACCGCCGUGACGUACUCGGGACUUCCACAAUCGCAUGCGCGCCCGAACGUGCAGGUGGACUGUGGCAACUGUCGUGGCGAGCCGAUGCAGAGCAGCAGAGCGUGGCCGUGCGGGGCGCUGCUAUUUCUGAAGUCCUCUGCGCGGCAGCGUUGGUGGACCCCGUUUUGCUCAGGGAAGGCCACAAUGAAGCCUUGGGCGUGGAACCCGCUGCGCCUUACGGGGCUGCUUUCACAGAGUCGGUGGGUGCAGCGUACCCUCUUGUCCAAGUCUCCGCUGACUGCUUUGGUGCGAUGCGUGCGCGUCAUCUCUGGUGGGGCAUUCCGUACGAAGACGAUGUGGUCAGCCGCGACCUGGUGCGCUCACAGGGGCAAUCGUGGGUGACACUCCACGCGUCGUUCAGUGCGUCGCCGACAGCAGAGUCUGCUGCGCAUGAGGCUGUGCUUGCGCUUCUGCCGCCGGUCGCCACCACCACAGAGGCCAUGAAGCUUACGCUGGCCACACUCGAAGAAAACGGCGUGUGCAUCGUCGAAGAGGCGGAUAUUUUCGGCUAUGACGCCUUCGACUACAUCUUCAGCGGCAGCACGGCUUUGGCAGUGGCUCGGCAGCUGGCGCAAAAGACCGGGACUGGCUUGUGGGCAAUGAUGUCGGACGACAUGCAGGUGACCCUCAGGGCUGCGGCUGCAGCGCUAGCAGACGAGACUGCCCAGCCGUUCACUCCUGAAAACCUCUAUGGCGGCGCCAUGGUGUGUGACGCGCUGCACAUUCCCCUCGGCGCGCUAGAGGCGGGGUGGCGCCGCACCAAGCCUAUCUGCGUCGGUGACAACUGCUGGCUCGGGUACCUUGCCACAUACGAGGUCUGGGUGGUGAAUGGUCACGUUCCGCUCUUGGAGCACCGCUACAAUGCAGAGACAGCGCGGGUGCAUCUGCUGCGGGUUCAGUGGGACGCAUCCGCCGUCUCUUGGAACGAAAUGCGGAAAGCGCUCGUCGGGCAAUGCCGCAACGACAACGACGGAGAGACAGGGAGUUGCGGGAACUCUCCCGCUGGAUCGCUGACCCGGUUGCUCUCCCGCAUUGCGAAUCGCAGUCCCUCAAAUACGAAGCGCCUGGUUGGCGAACCGCUGCACGUAUUCUCCCCCACUGCGUAUCACGCGCUGGUCGAUGUGCUGCGGUGGCCGCGGGUCGGCUCGAGCGGACCGCUGAGCUCUGAGGUGGCGCUAGAAGAUUGGCUCGUGCGGCAGCCGAGCGUGCAGCGACUGCUGCAGCGAGGCGCAUCCACGCUCGCCAUCGUGGUUCAGCAGGUGCGCGAAACGCUCAAAACAGUGUUGCAGCCGCUGUUACCGUCACAAGACUCCUCACCAUCCACCCCUUGCUGGACGUCGCGCUUUGCUCGGUUGCAGCGGGCCGUGCAACUCCACCACGGCUUCAUCUGGCUGCAUCCCUCUAGCACCACUCCCGCCGUGCGGGAUGCUGUGCCAGCGCUGCUGCUCGCACAUCGGGUGCGCGUCCGCGACAGCGGAGCAGUGCCGCUGCAAGUGGCCCUCGAACGGGAGCUCCUCGAUGUCCUGCACGAUCCUUUCUUCAAGAACGCAUACGUGCGCAGCGCUGCCGAGGUGCCCAUCACGGACGCCGAGGCGCAAGCCUUCGCGCGUCACUUCAACCUGGACUGGAUGGGGGCGGUGCAGCUUGGGCUAGUGCUGAACGCGAAAGAGGCGGAGCAGAAGUACGGGACUGUGCACGUGAUGAUGUGGUGGGAGAGUCUGGCACCCGAGCAUCAGGCGAAGCUGUCUGACUCGCUCUUCGUGGGUUACAUGGCCGAGGAGGGCCUUUAUGUGAUGAACGCGCCGUACAGCUACCGACGGUCCCGCCUGCACGUUGGCAGCCACGAAGUUGUCUGGUACGCGGUUGAGUGGAAUGCCGCGGACAUGUCGUGGGACGACUUCCUGAGAGACGUGAUUGGUGCCGCCGACCCGGCUGCCGCGGCUGCUGGCUCCCUGCGUCAGCACUUUGGAGCGCACUGGACGCGGUACAGCCUGACAGGGCGGCCGGACGAGAUCGAGUGUGUGCUGCACGCCUCGAAGACUCCCCUUGCUGCACUGGCUGAGCGGUGUCGCUGGCUCGCCCAGUCACCGAGACAGGACCCGUACGGCUGCCUCCUCCUUCAGUCUGGGGUGCACCCGUCGCUGCUGUCAACGCUUCUUACCAACCCCAGCGUGUACAGUCAAGACACCGGCGUCAUCACAGAGGCAUUCCACGUCCUGCCGCAGGAGGACGUACACGCGUUGGUGCGGCAGCUGCGCGACGCCCAGUGUACGCGCACAGUCUUGAUUCUGCAGGACAAAACGCGGCUUGUGCCACCAGCCACAGCCCUACUACCGGAUGCUCCACAUCUGAGAGAAGCGGACAAGGGGCCGGCAGACCUCACGAUCCUCGCGCAGCUGCGCGCUUACCGUCACGUGGCGCUCACAGGCGCCGUCGACCCUUUUGUCCAAUGUGGCUUUGCGACGGCGCACCAACAAAAUCGGCCCUCUCCGUCCUCACCCUUCACAUGCUCUGCGGUCCUCUACCUGGACCCAACGUGCGUCGCCGUGGCGGAGCGCGUGUCCUCGAGCUACCAUACUCUUCGCAGCUUGCUUGAGCAGCAACUGCACAUCAAUGGUGUUCAUAUUGUGCACGAGCGUGUGGUACAGUGCGCCAGCGCGGCUGAGGCGUCCGUGCUCUACCGCUGCCACCAGCACCGCGAAUACCGCUACGGCGUCGCCAUUCCAGCCACCGAGAGCCUCGCCAACUCGAUGCAGUGGCAGAUACGCUUUAAGGAACGGUUUGGGGUGUCCUAUCGACACGCCUCGGUGGCCCUCUACAACGCAGCAGAGAUGUCACGAGUCAUGCAGGUUACCGAGCGCGACGUAGCCGCUCUCUGUCGCCGGAGCAAGAGCCGCCAUCCGCAGGACACAGUCAUCGUAGGCGAGGGCUGUGUCGUUCAGAGACUACAGCCUGGCAAGCCGUUUUACGUGAUGAACGGCGACGUCAUGGAGGCAGAGAAGGAGUUUGUAGCGGCGCAGGCCACCGUAGGUGUGCGAGUGUGGAUGCUCACUUGGGACUCUGCGCGCGCGGACAUGGGUUACGCGAAGCUGCAGCACCUCAUUGCAGAGCUUCAAGCGCCCACUGGUGUACUGCGGCAGUGGUGGGCACCAGAGGACGAGGAAGGUGAUCUUGGCCGUGCGUCCGGGCUUUCCACGCGGGACCACGACGCCCCUUUCCUGCAUGUCUCGGAGAGUGCCGUGGCGGCAGUGCGGCAGCGGCAGCUGUGGUGGCGGCUUCCGGUGUGGUCGGAUCCGACGGUGGUGGCGUGGGUGAACGGCGCGGCGGGUAAUGAGACGGCGAGAAGCAGCACCGACGCCUCGGCCUUGAAUCCUCGCACUGUGGCGUGGGCGCUACAGGAUCCGCUUAUCUCCGUCGCCGCUCGCGAUGACGACGGGCCGGUGUAUCUAUGGGACACCGUAGUCGGCAUGGAUGCGUGGCACACCUGCGCCCGCAUCCGGUGCUGCUGGGCGGCCGCCGUCGAAGAUGAGCACAACGACGAAACUACUCGCGAUAAUGCGGUGCUGACUCUGGCGCCGCAGGUUGCAACGAACAGUGCCGUUCAUCACCUUGUGCGCUCUGUGCUCCUCGGCAACGGACUCCGCAUCGACGCCCACGGCUUCAUUGCUGAUCACGGCGAAGACAUAGUGGCACUGAAGCGCACCGUGCAAUACCUGUACCCUGAAGACUGGAGCUACGCCAUCGAGGAGCCUAACGAGAUUCAGCUGAACUUCGACGAGGCGGUAUGCGUGGCGCGCACGUUCGGCACGUCAUGGGAGGCGCUGCUUGACGGCGGCCGGCUAUUGCCGGGCUCCCGCGCCACCAAGAGACUAGGCGGCAUGACGGCGCCGCAGCUUCAGCUUUUCGUAAAGACAGCGAAGAAUUCUCUAUGGGUGCGGCCGCACCUUCACAUCGUGGAACUGGAAGAGUACGGCGUCUACGUGAUCAACGCCCACGUCCCGUACCUUGCUCACACCAUCGCCAGCGCUAUCACCGAGUACCCGCUGCCGUACUACCUGGUGUCGUGGAGCCCCAGUCUAUGGAGCUGGAAGGAGUGUCUCGCACAGGUGUUUGGCUGUGCGGAGCCCACGCUGGCUGUGCCUGGAAGUAUUCGCGGCCGCCUCUACGCGUCGUGGUCGUCUUUCGGCCUGCACGCAGCACCGGAGAAAGCCGAGGGCGGCGGCGGUGGUGUGUGCGUGAGCGAGGGGCCCCUGCAGAGUCUGCUGAGUCGCCUGCAUGUGCAGUGGCCUCCGCUGGAUGAUUUCGAAAGCGACCCUAUCGGUAGCGUCGUGCUUCGGCAGCCAGAGUCAUCGGGCGCCACGGCGUUGCUGCGCGCAUGGCUGCGCAACCCGGUUGCCACGUGCGACGGAAUCGGGACCGGCGUGCUUUCGCAUCUCGCCUGCUGGGACACUCGAGAGGUGCUACAUCUUCUGGAGACCGUUACGGUGACACGCAAAAAGGCAUCCGGGGCUGAAGCGCUGCUGCUCCCCUCUGCCCUUGCCAAGGCACGGAGCGAGGUGCACGAAGCCGAAGCGCGUCGCGCAGCAGAAGCCGCGCGGGAGGCAGUGUUCCAGCAGCGCUACGACCUCCCCCUCCUGCUGACCUUUUCAGAAGCAGCAGCGCCGCCUGUUGUUCAAACCUCCGACAACACAGCGGAGAGCGCGCUACUGCACCGCAACGUCAACACGCUGCUUUUCUUCAGCCACCAGCUGGACACAGCUCAGCGCGCGCUGCUCCGCCAGCACUUGGAGCAGCACAGUGUGGCCGUCACGGCAGCUGCCAAGUAUGAAGAGGAGGAGCAGGAGUGCACGGCAUCCCUCCUUGACCGACUGUACGCCACGGAGGCGUUCUUUGCGGACUGUCCAAACCUCGCAGCAGUGCUUUCAGAGAGCGAUGAGGUUGCUGUCGAGGAUCAGGCCCGCUUCAGCGCCGUCUUUUGCGAUGAAGUGCUGUGGCUAGAGCUACUUGCGCGCUCGGCGCUCUCACAGGAGGCGGAGCAUGACGCGGAUACCUCCCUGGUGGGCUCGGCGAGCGACGAAGUACACCAGCGCAGGUACAUCUACAGCGCUGCCGAUGCCAUGAAGAUCUGGCGUCUCACGCCCCACGAGCUGUGGGCUGAGGUGCGGCAAGGCGUGUCGGUACGGCUAUCUGAGGGGUUGGAGGUGACGCGUCUCUGCCGCAUGACGCCUGGGUGCGCGAGUGAUACAAACGAACGCGCCGUGGCGACGGACACAGGAGCACCGUGGAAGGGGCACUACGUAGUAAACGGCCUCUACGCCGCAGUUCGUGACUCGCUGCAGGCGCCGGCAGCAACGUGUGAGAAGAGCAACGCACCCCAUGCCCAGGCGCCGCCGUCUCUGACCAAGUGGAACGUUACCUGGGAUGCGCAGACGCUCUCCUGGCACGAUUUCUGCCAGUUCGUGAUUGGCUACGCCGACUGCACUCAGGCUGCCUCACUGUCUUUCAACGCCUUAAUCGCCGAAUCGAUUGUGGACGCGAGGGCGUCGCAUGAAGAGAACAAAGACGAGACGCCGUCACCGCUGUCGUGCGUUGGCGUGAUGGCGGCAUCAGGGCCGUUGGCCGCGUUCGCUGUCCGUCGCUCUUGGUGCUGGAAUGCGAAUUAUCACGACAUGUAUCUGCCCGACCCGUUUCUGCGUGCCGUGGGUGUGGCCGGUAUGGACCACGACGUGGUUCUAAACGAGGGGUGGCUUCUCAACCCCCUCAUGGCAGUGGCGCCGAGCAUGAGGCGCCUGCGUGUCUUUGACUGGACGCGAGGCUGCGACACGCCGGCGGUACUCGAUUGGAUGCACAGUCGCAAGCAGAUGCUCGACCACACCUCUAUAGAGAGCAACGAAGCGAGGGGCGCGUCACCUGCCCCAGCAGAGGCGUCUCACGAUUCGGAAGAGAGCGCGGAGAUCGUCGCUGUGGCGCAAACAGUCGCCGAAGAGCUGCACCCACCAUCCCCUCCGCCGCGAAUGAAAUCCCAGUUGAAGAUGGCGUGGGUGUAUGAUGCAUUGCUACACGCCAGCACACAUGCGGAUUAUAAGCUGCUGUGGCAACACUACCGCUCCCUGAGCGCUCCCGCAGCCGUAGCAGCAGGGGAAGCGGCGUCGACGCACAAGAUGAGCAACACCAUUUCCUUUGCUCUCUUCUACCGCGACUUUAAGUAUCUCGAUAACUUUGGCGUCCCGUGCAUGAGCCAUGAAUUGAAGAACCUGUUCAUUGACAUUGAGACGCAGAGGCAUGGGCGCAUGUCCUAUGAAGAGUUCGCUCACGCCAUCGCCGUCUACCACUCGCUCUAG